AUGAGGCUGGACGGUGCCAAAAUGGACUUAAUCAAAAAAAUAUGGACGGCUCGGAAACUCAUUCUCGUGGUGUUGAUUCCUUUAACCCUGCUGCCUCUGCCUCUCAUCCACCCGUGCAGUGAAUCAUCGUGUGCGUAUGUCCUGAUCGUGACGGCGGUAUAUUGGGUAUCUGAAGCUGUGCCGCUGGGAGCCGCUGCUCUCGUCCCGGCCUUCCUGUACCCACUGUUUGGGGUCCUCAAAUCCAGUGAGGUGGCCUCUGAGUAUUUUAAGGACACCACGCUGCUGUUGAUGGGGGUCAUUUGUCUGGCUGCCUCCAUUGAGAAGUGGAACCUGCAUAAACGCAUCGCUCUGCGGAUGGUGAUGAUCGCCGGGGCCAAACCUGGCAUGCUGGUUUUGGGGUUCAUGUGCUGUACGGUUUUUCUCUCUAUGUGGCUGAGCAACACGUCCACCACGGCCAUGGUGAUGCCCAUCGCUGAAGCCGUGCUGCAGCAGCUCAUCUGCACCGGCAUCGCAGACUCCCUCGAAGACUCGGUGACUGUAGAUACACAGGACGAGGAGAGCGACAAAGAGGAAAACCAAGAAUUAAGCACGAAUCACCUUCAGCUGCUGGACCGCAAACACAAUGAAAAUCAUGAAGUCUGUAUACUGAAUGAGGAGUUGAAUGGUCUGACAUUGAAGCCUGGUUUCAGUCCAGAAUUUUCUAAAGAAUCAAAUGGAAACCUGCCAGAGGCUCCAGUUAGCAUCCCUGCUCCACCAAAGAAACCCAAAAAGCAGGGGGAUUCGCUGUACCCCACCAAGAGAGACCACAUGAUCUGUAAGUGCCUGUCUCUGAGCAUCACGUACGCGGCCACCAUCGGCGGCCUCAUCACCAUCACCGGCACCUCCACCAACCUCAUCUUUGCCGAGCAAUUCAACAAUCGUUACCCAGAAGCGAAAGUCAUCAACUUCGGCACGUGGUUCAUCUUCAGUCUGCCGAUCGCUCUGAUCAUGCUGAUGCUCACCUGGAUCUGGCUGCACUGUCUCUUUCUGGGCUGCAAUUUCAGAGAGACUUGCUCUCUCAGCAAGAAACGCAAAACCAGGCGAGAGCUCCUCUCUGAGAAGCGCAUUCAGGAGGAGUACCAGAAACUCGGCCCCAUCAGCUAUCCUGAAGUCGUGACGGGCAUCUUCUUUAUUCUGAUGACUGUACUUUGGUUCACCAGGGAACCAGGAUUUGUUCCCGGCUGGACGUCGCUGUUUGAGAAGAAGGGCUACAGGACUGAUGCGACGGUGUCGGUUCUGCUCGGCUUCAUCCUCUUCCUCAUCCCGGCUCGAAAGCCCUGGCCAUCUGCGUUCUCCAGCGAGGGCAAAGGUGAGGAUGACGAUGAGGAGGAAGAGGAUCCUCUGGCUCCCAUGAUCACGUGGAAAGACUUCCAGAGACUGAUGCCGUGGGAGAUUGUUAUUCUGGUGGGUGGAGGAUACGCACUGGCUGCUGGAUGCAAGGUGUCGGGUCUCUCCGUGUGGAUCGGUCGGCAGCUGGAGCCCAUGAGUGGUCUUCCUCCGUGGGCCGUGAUACUGCUGACAUGUCUCCUGGUGUCCGCCGUCACCGAGUUCGCCAGCAACCCAGCCACGCUCACAGUGUUCCUGCCCAUCCUCUCGGCCCUGUCAGAGACGCUGCACAUGAACCCUCUGCACACACUCAUCCCCGCCACCAUGUGUGUGUCCUUCGGCGUCAUGCUGCCCGUUGGAAACCCGCCGAAUGCCAUUGUGUUCAGUUACGGACACGUGCAGAUCAGCGACAUGGUGAAAGCUGGUUUCGGAGUGAAUCUGAUCGGGGUGUUUGUGGUGAUGUUGGCCAUCAUGACGUGGGGCGAGCCGCUCUUCAAUCUGAGCGAGUUUCCCACCUGGGCGCUGAUGCGUAACGUCACGGGCAGCUUGUAGCCGGCGUUUGACUGAGGACACUGGAUAUACACUGAAGAGGAGGCACAUAAAUGCAAUUAAAGCCUUGUUUUUGUACCUCAGUGCAGUACGAGGACGUCCGUCGGAGGAUGCAGAACUGCUCACUGUGACUGAAUGGACGGUGCGAUCGGUGGAAAACCUUCUUACACUUCUAGAUCAGAGCAUUAGAUGUAGAUUAACAUCUUUCCAAGUUUAGAUGCAUAGAAAAAAACAAUCAGCGAUGUAACAUAUCCGUAUCCUUUAUUUCCCAAAGUCUAACAAAUGUCGUGAUGCAUUUGCGUUAUUUACUUUAUAGGUAUGAGGGAGAUUCUGCAUCAGAUGAAGUCAGGCGUAGCAUCUAACAGGCUCUUGACAAAAUGUUACAUAGGUUUUUGUGGUUCAAACGUUACACAAACAUAUUCUGAAUAACUGAAGAAACCUCUGUACAUACAGGAAACUAACAUUUUGUUACUGUCAGCGGCAAUUUAUUUCACCUGACAUCUCUAAAAAAACAUAAUAAAACACUUUAUUUUUGGUUCAUUAA
This is a messenger RNA of Carassius auratus (goldfish), 2458 nucleotides long. Its product is annotated as solute carrier family 13 member 4-like. Lineage: Eukaryota; Metazoa; Chordata; Actinopteri; Cypriniformes; Cyprinidae. The transcript is spliced from 16 exons. Bases 1 to 1917 code for a protein of 638 amino acids. Gene Ontology annotation, molecular function: transmembrane transporter activity. Gene Ontology annotation, cellular component: plasma membrane. Gene Ontology annotation, biological process: transmembrane transport. The record is from RefSeq and is a predicted model, not a curated record.